AUGACCUUUGUCACAUAUAGAAAUAACUGCCUAGUUACCCCUCCAGUUGCAACAACAACUAAACAUGGUGAAUUAUUUUCCUUCAUGCCUGUCGCUUUGCUCAUUUUCUCCAUGAUUGCUCUCAUUUUGGAAGUUAUAGCAAUAGUAGUGUUAUGCCAUUCCAGACGAUUUGGAUCCUUACGAAAAAGUGUCAUUGUUCUUACCUCAAUAGAAAUGUGGCUUAACUGCUCAAUUUUUAUUAAUAAGGCAUGGGAGGGUUUUGGAAUGCCUAAGCACAGGACAUUUGCCGGAUUUAUAUGUUCCUUCUUAUUGUUCGGUCUACUCAACAACGCUAUCUGCUCACGAAAUUGGGCAGUUACAUUAAUUGCAUUUGCCAGAUGUGAAGUUAUAACUCGUCCAGUUGCCCAUCGUGUAAAUACCCAUAUUUUCAGUCCAAAUCGCCAAAUAAUUUAUAUUUCUAUACUUAUUUUUGUUGGAAUGGUCCUUUCCUUUUUAAGACUGUUAUUUAGACCUGUGAUCGUUUGUACAAAUCUCGAUGGAUUACUCCAAUAUCCUGAAAUCAAUGUAACUCAAUUGCAAAUUAUUAACGAAAAGGUGUUCUUUGCAUAUCAGUCAGCUAUUCCCAUAUUCCUCGUUUCUCUUGCGACAAUUUUUAUGAUGAUAACUCUUCUACGGAGCUCACAAAUUGUACGAAAGAACUCCUCUGAACCAAAAAAUUCUGAUGGAAAGAUUAUAUCUUGCGUCUAUCAGCAAAAGAAAAAGAAAAAGUCCUAUCAUUUGUCAAAGCAUGUGAGAGCUACGCGAGCGAUACUUCUUAUAAUUGGUAUUUUUAUUGUUUGCGAGGCUCCAAUAUUCUUUGCCGUGGUGCUGGAAAAGCACAUAUCCCCAGAAGCUAAGUUAACCGUUUACAAGGCUCUUAGAUUCUUGAUUGUUACGGAUACCUAUGCAAACUUUAUCAUCUACUUGUUAACAUCAAAGCACUUUCGGUAUGGAUUGAAGAAGGUCUUCACCUGUAAACGAGAUGAUUAUUUGCUGAGACCAAUUGAACGAGGGAUUGUGACUGCCGCAUAG
Rodentolepis nana is the source of this 1071-nucleotide messenger RNA. NCBI's taxonomy places the organism in Eukaryota, Metazoa, Platyhelminthes, Cestoda, Cyclophyllidea, Hymenolepididae. The record is from the annotation of a GenBank genome assembly.